This is a messenger RNA of Humulus lupulus (European hop), 1818 nucleotides long. RefSeq names its product serine carboxypeptidase-like 17. Gene Ontology annotation, molecular function: acyltransferase activity, transferring groups other than amino-acyl groups; serine-type carboxypeptidase activity. Gene Ontology annotation, biological process: secondary metabolic process; proteolysis. NCBI's taxonomy places the organism in Eukaryota, Viridiplantae, Streptophyta, Magnoliopsida, Rosales, Cannabaceae. Bases 144 to 1697 code for a protein of 517 amino acids. The record is from RefSeq and is a predicted model, not a curated record. The transcript has 15 exons.
CUUGUGUUAAAUAUAAUUAAUAUAUUUUUGUAUAAUCUUAAAAUUAAGAAAGACCCUAAUGUAAACCACAAAUGCAAGAGUGAACAGAUUGACUUUGUAAGGAAACUCUCUUGUCUUUGACGAGGAAUAUCGAAAUAGAAGUUAUGGCAAGGCAGUCGUAUGUAGUCUUGAGUCCGAUUCUGGUUUGGAACCAUCAUAUUCGUCUUCUUCUUGUUCUGAUUUUAUUAGAUGCAUUCUCAGAACGACUUGCAGUAGCUGCCUCUACAACUACUAAUACGCUGAAAUUUCUCCCUGGAUUCCAAGGACCACUGCCCUUUCAUCUCGAAACUGGGUAUGUGGGAGUGGGCGAAUCAGAGGAAGCCCAAGUUUUCUAUUACUUUGUGAAAUCGGAAAGGAAUCCAGAGAAAGAUCCACUGUUGAUUUGGCUAACUGGGGGUACUGGUUGCUCUGCCUGGUCCGGACUUGUCUAUGAAAUAGGUCCACUUCAUUACAAGGUUGAGGAAUACAAUGGGAUGACACCUACACUGGUCUUAAAUGACUACUCUUGGACAAAGAUUUCAAAUAUAAUAUUCGUAGAUGCUCCUGUUGGCACUGGAUUUUCUUAUUCCAAAAAUACUUCAGCAUAUGACCAGGGAGAUUUUCAACAUGUGGACCAUCUUUUUCAAUUUUUCAAAAAGUGGCUCAUUAAUCACCCGGAGUUUAUAUCGAAUCCUUUAUACAUUGCCGGGGAUUCAUACUCAGGCAUUAUUGUUCCCAUGCUUGCUCAACAAAUCUCAAAUGGAAUCAAGGAUGGCACCAUACCACCUAUAAAUCUUGAGGGAUACAUACUUGGGAAUCCUGCAACAUAUUCAUCAGAUAACAAUUACAAAGUCUCAUUUGCUCAUCGAACCGCACUUAUCUCUGAUGAACAGUACCAGUCUUUGGAGAAAAAUUGCAGAGGACAAUAUUAUGGAAACAUAGAUCCCAAAAAUAUCAAGUGCUUGAAAGUUUUUCAUGCUUAUGAAAAGUCCAUUUCAGGAUUGAGUGAAGGACAAAUUCUGGAAUCACUAUGCCAUAAUUAUAAUAUCACUCUUUAUUUUAAAGUCCCAUUUAUUCAUGGAUUGACCAUUAUUUUAGAGGAAGGCAGCGCGUACUACAUUUCAGAUUUGAGUGAAGAGCAUGCUGAGGAAUCACAAUGCAUGAUAACGAGUAAAAGAAGAUCGUUGACUCUAAACUCUGAUGAUUCUGACUGGCUUCGUCCAUUUGGCUGUAGUCGAAUAUAUGAUCAGUUGCUUUCUUUUUUCUGGGCCAACGAUCCUCGAGUUCGUGAAGCCCUUCAUAUACCAAAGGGAAGGGUAGAGCAAUGGAAGCGAUGCAACGAUAACAUUCAAAAUAAAUAUAAAAAAGAAGUUCUUAGCACUGUUGAGUAUCAUGCAAAUCUUAGUGCCAAAGGUUACCGUUCUCUAAUAUACAGUGGAGAUCAUGACAUGAUGGUCCCAUACUUGGGUACUCAAGCAUGGAUAAAGUCAUUAAAUUACACAAUUGUAGAUGAUUGGAGACCCUGGAUUGUCCAUGACCAAGUUGCAGGGUUCACCAGGAGUUACUCCAAUAAAAUGACAUUUGCAACCAUUAAGGGAGCAGGGCAUACAGCUCCUCAGUAUAAGCCUAAAGAAUGUUUUGCUAUGUUUAAAAGGUGGAUCCAUUACGAACCUCUUUAAUGAAAUUUGGUUCAAAACCACUCUUAAAUUAUAUAUUAUGGAACUGAAUCCAUGACUACACUAGUACAUGUAUAAAAAUUAUCUGUCUAUCAAAUAAAAUAUCGUGAAUAUUGACUCAUUA